Helianthus annuus (common sunflower) is the source of this 669-nucleotide messenger RNA. RefSeq lists its product as uncharacterized. The coding region runs from base 1 to 669 and encodes 222 amino acids. The record is from RefSeq and is a predicted model, not a curated record. NCBI's taxonomy places the organism in Eukaryota, Viridiplantae, Streptophyta, Magnoliopsida, Asterales, Asteraceae. The transcript has a single exon. Gene Ontology annotation, molecular function: nucleic acid binding; zinc ion binding.
AUGUCGGGCGAGCUUAAAAGAGACAUUUUCACAACCGAAGAUAUGUAUCAAGUUGAUCCCGAUGACAUGGAAGAAAUGGAUCUAAAGUGGCAAAUGGCUAUGAUCACCCUGAGGCUGAAGAAAUUUCAAGAUAAAACUGAAAAGCGUUUGUCGCUCGGGAAAGCUGGUUUUGACAAGUCUAAACUCAGGUGCUACAACUGCAAAAAUUUGGGCCACUUCAAAAGGGAUUGUCCCCUGCUGAAGAACGAGAAUGCUGAAACUGCUCCAGAAAAAAGGCCAAUUGCCAUUGAAGGUAAUGACAACUCCACUCCUAACACGCCAAAGGCUUUGGUUGUAGAAGACUACGAUUGGGAGGAGGAGAUUGCUGAAGCAACGGAGCAAGUCAAUAAGGCUCUUAUGGCUAAAAUCUCUAGCAAUUCUGCUUCAUCUUCAUCAAGCUUUGUUGAGAAACAAGAUGGAGGAACUCCUAAAGGUGACAAAGCAACUGAUAAAGGUUUGAAGAGCAUUCUCACUCCUACUGAACGUGUAGCAGAUAAAGGAAAAGAAGAAGAUGAGAAGCCUGAGCUGAAGAAGAAUGCCCAAGAAGUAGCUAGUGGCACCAAGAAGGAGAAAGCUGAAGCUCCCACAGCCGCCAUGAAAGCCGAAUCCGCAAAAAAAGAAAGAGGAUAA